AUGUGUGGACGCUCCCUAGCUCUAGCUGUUCCCUCAGCAAAUGUAUCUCUAAUCUUUACGCUCAUUAAAGAAAAAAAGAGAAAACAAAAAGGGGUUGUAUCCCUCUUCUCCCCUCACCCGACCCCCCGAAACCCUAGAGAGGCCCUCGCUCUCCUCCUCCUCCGACGUAGCACCCGAGACGCCACGGUCGCCGGGGGAGUGAGCGGCAAGCGUCGAGGCGGCGGCGGUGGUGGGGAAGGAGUCCGGCGACCACUUUCUAGCUGUGCUCGUGGCGGCGUCAAAGGCGUGAAAGGAGGAGACGGAGAAGAACGUGAGCUCGAUCGAUGGCUCCUGCAGGAUAAGUCGCAGAUAGUACAAGAUGAAUUGGUAAGGCUGGGGGAGCAAAUGGUGCAUAGUGCGGAAGGAACCAGAACUAUUGCUCUGGAGCUUUGCCGAGAAUUUGAAGAUAAGUUUCUUCAGCAUAUUGCAACUGGUGAGGGUGCAGGAUGGAAAAUUGUUGCAAGUUUUGAGGGGAACUUCCCUAAUAGGAUCAAGGAACUUCCAUUAGACAGGCAUUGUGAUAUCAAUAAUGUGAAAAGAGUUUGAGCACAGGGAAGAGAACAAAAAAGAUUGUCUGAGGACUCUAUACGCCUUGAUUGAAGACGCGAUGAAAGCAGAUAAACUAGUGGAGGCGGCUCGAAACGCCUACGUCAAAGAUCGACUGAGGGCCAACCCACAAUUUAUGGAGAGAUUGAGGACAAAAAGAGCAAAAAUGCAAGGGGGGCCUCAAUCACUCCCUUUGUUCAAGUAUAUAUUCGUGGAGCCGAUUAGAAUUCGUUUAUGCUCUUUUGAUUUUGUUAUCAUCCAAUUUUUAAUUUUUUGUAUUUUUUUCAGAGUUUGAUUUAUUAUAAUUACUACAACAUAUGAGUGGAUAUUAUUGUUGUGACGUA
Messenger RNA from Ananas comosus (pineapple), 929 nucleotides. RefSeq lists its product as uncharacterized. Lineage: Eukaryota; Viridiplantae; Streptophyta; Magnoliopsida; Poales; Bromeliaceae. The coding region runs from base 1 to 585 and encodes 194 amino acids. The transcript is spliced from 6 exons. The record is from RefSeq and is a predicted model, not a curated record.